GGUCGCAACAAGGAAGUGAAUUCGGAGGUAGAAAGUAACUGCUGCUGCGCUCUUGUUUCAGCUCAAGCUUUGUGAUGGCAGUGGAUUGGAUCGGAUUCGGCUAUGCUGCAGCCAUCGCCUUUGGAGGAUUUAUGGGAUACAAGAGAAAAGGCAGUGUGAUGUCCUUGAUGGCUGGUUUAGUUUUUGGUGGAUUAUCAGCUUAUGGUGCAUACAACGUCUCCAAUGACUCAAAGGACAUCAAGGUCUCAUUGUUGGCCUCGGGACUCCUCUCAGUUGUGAUGGGAAUGAGAUACAAAAAAUCUGGAAAACUGCUGCCUGCUGGGAUCAUGUCAGGCCUGAGUUUGUUGAUGGUGUUUCGGCUGUUGCUGCUCAUCCUGGUGUGACUGCUGGAACAACAAUGACCCGAUGGAGGGAUCUCUGUCUCUCUAUGAACAAGCCUUGUUUUAAAGGAAACAUUCCCAGUUAGCAUACUAAAACUUCUGUUUUGUGUGGUAAAUUUGCUUUCAUGUGACUAGAAAUUUCACAAAAUCUACCUACAGAUUUAAGAUGAUGUUGUAUAUGAACGUAAAUCUCAUGAUUUGACAUUAAUUUCCAUGUUAUAUUAUUACCACAGGUUUACACACUCACAGUGCUGAAAGCACAGCAGGCAUACGUAAGUUUUGUGGGUGCUAUUGUUUGUCUUGGCAGGGGUUUACAGUAUACGCUAUAACAUUGGUUUAACUAUCAACCUUUGUACACUGGAAGAUUCAAAGUAAUGAUAAAAGGAUAAAAUUUGUACUCUUCACUGCUCACAUUCUAUGUUUUUAUGUCUGUUAUUUUUUUUAAUACCAGUAAAACUAAAUAAAUGAAUGUGAUUCUCA
This is a messenger RNA of Chelmon rostratus (copperband butterflyfish), 860 nucleotides long. RefSeq lists its product as uncharacterized. The record is from RefSeq and is a predicted model, not a curated record. The transcript is spliced from 5 exons. Gene Ontology annotation, cellular component: mitochondrial membrane. Gene Ontology annotation, biological process: regulation of heme biosynthetic process. NCBI's taxonomy places the organism in Eukaryota, Metazoa, Chordata, Actinopteri, Chaetodontiformes, Chaetodontidae. The coding region runs from base 75 to 383 and encodes 102 amino acids.